This is a messenger RNA of Aspergillus sclerotioniger CBS 115572, 1255 nucleotides long. RefSeq lists its product as uncharacterized. The transcript has a single exon. Bases 284 to 1114 code for a protein of 276 amino acids. The record is from RefSeq and is a predicted model, not a curated record. Lineage: Eukaryota; Fungi; Ascomycota; Eurotiomycetes; Eurotiales; Aspergillaceae.
ACCACUUCCACCCAUCCAAUACUCUCACCAUUCAUCACAAAUUAUCUCCUUUCCAAUGGAAAACAAAAACAAAAAGACAAGUUCUAUUCUCACCAAUUCCGGCCCCCAUUCCGUCAUGCUUACUAAGCCCAUCUCCAACCAACCCAACUCUAAAUGUGACACCGAAUACGAGCAUGUCUGCUGACAUGCCACCUUUUUCUUUCGCGAUUCUCUAACCCUUUCUCCCUUCCUCAUCCCCCUCACUUCCAUUCAUCACCCCUUCAUCAAGCACUAAGUGGGAAUCAUGCUCCGUAAAAAAGAAACCUACACAAUCACCACCCCCCUCCCACCCCCCAUCCCACGCCACCUCGCCAUCUCCAUCCUCCACAGCCACAGCGAAAUCAUCAGUCUAAACCCGCUCGUCAUCUCGCACCACGCCAUCAAAGCGCCCCGAAACGCCCCCGCCGAUGAAUACUACUCCACCUGGUACGAGAUCACCGAGCGGGUCCGCUACGUGCCCCGCACCAUCAGCUUCAACGGAUGUUUCCAUGACGAGCCGUGGGGGUUGCGAACCCAUACGUAUGCGCCCAUGGGCGUGGAUCUGCGCAAUUCGUAUCGCAUUGUGGGGGAGGAUGGGGGAGGAGGGUUAUCGCUCAGGGAGGAUGUCGAGGUGGAGUGUAAUUUGACUUUGAUUGCGUUUGUGAAGAGUCAGUUGCGGGCGGCGAGUAAGAUGUUGGUGGAUAGGUUGAUUAAGAAGGCGGAGUUGGUGGAUAGGGGCGUUUUGCAGGUUAGUCUUGAGGAUGGGGUGUUGAGGACGUUUAAUCCGGCCGAUAGGUCGUGUUUGGAGGAGAGGGAGAGAGAGAGGGAGAGAGAGAGGAGAUGGUCGUAUCAGUCCAUGCCCAAGUCGCCGUCGGGGCAUUCGAGGGAGGGGUCCAUGACGUCUCAGGGAUUUGCGCCGCCGAGGUAUGGGCAGGAUUUUGGGCCUGCGGAGUUGCCGGCGGAUACGUUUUAUUCGGUGUCGGGGCAGGGGCAGGGGCAGGGGAAGUAUAGACCGCCGUCGGAGGGAGGAUAUCCGGCUGAAUUGGCGGCGAUGGAUGAGAGGGGUGAGCAGCGGAGGGAUGUUUACAGUGCAUGAUGGGGUGUCGAUGCGGAUACACUCGUUUACUGGCCGAAGUGUCAUUGGGUUUCGCUAUGGAGGGAUACCAGUGCUUUGAGCCAACGGCAACCGCAUCAGCAUAUGUAUUUUGUCUCUUGAAUGAGGCUUCACAUACCAAGG